GCUAAGUUGUAGGUUUUCGCGUGUGACGGCUCAUUAUAAUUACAUUGGUAUAUAUAAUAACAUAGUGUGGAUUUAGAAAUAGUUUUGAUAGGAUCAUUAAAAAGGCAGCACCGUUGCACCGCUGGAGAUUUGCAUAUUUACUGGAUUCAGUCAGCUGUAACUACAAGAGAACACAUUUAAUAGCAGCACAAUGGAGAACAGACCUGUUGCAUUUUCUGUUCAGGAUUUUCAGAGGAUCAUUUGCAGUUAAAACAAUAGAAGUGAUAUAGUGAUCCGUUAUCCAACAUAAAAGACCUUAUAUUUUAAUUGUUCUGUUAGACGAUUUAAAGAAUUACUGAAAGUGCAGUUAACGUUUCUUAAAAGAGAUAUUGAACUGUAUUGGUCACAAACAGAUCUGUAUUGGUCACAAACAGAUAAAUUUGUUUAUAAUAGUUGUCUGAUUUUACAGUAUUGAUUAGAUUAACAUAAGUAGAUAUAUUGUUCUUUUGUUGGAUGAAAAAUAUUUUUGUUCAAAUAACUUUUAUUUAAAUUAAAAUGUCUGAAGAUUUUGGAACUAUUGAGUGUGUGACACAGAGUUUUUUGACAGUUUUGCAAACACAUUUGGAUAUUGUUUGGUUUUGUUUCUUUUAACAACAUUCUUUUUGAUGGCAGAGUUAAUUCGAUUGGAAAAUGCCACAAACGCAUUUUUUGAAGACAGUUCCAAAAAUGGAUCUCUGGAUAUGAUAUUAUUUGGUAAAAUAUUUGCAGGAAUCGACUUAUUUUUUGCUCCAUGGAUUAUUUUUGGAAACACACUUGUUCUAAUUGCAGUGUAUUUUGAACAUAAACUUCAUACAAUCCCCAAUGCAUUUAUUGCUAGUUUGGCCGUGGCAGAUCUUCUAGUCGGCCUUGUGACAAUACCACUUUGCACAGUCUUCUACUUGAAACUUCCAAAUGUCGAACACAACAAAUACCUUUGUCUCUUUCGAAUCAGCACGUCACUGUACUCUUGUGGGGCAUCCUUGUUGAACUUAUUACUGAUGUCUUUUGAUCGUUACCUUGCUGUGAUUUACCCUCUGAGGUACCAUGCACUGAUGACCCCGAACAGGGCUAAGAAUGCUUUGAUUGUUCUGUGGGUUUUUAUCACGGUCAUCAGCUUCGUUCCCCUAACGGGUUGGAAUACCUGGAAAGAUGGCUCAGUGUGCGACCUCUAUGAAGUGUUGGCUCGUGAACACAUUUACUUUUCGGUCCAUUUUCUAGUUUUAAGCUGUCUCACAUUGACAAUAAUCCUGUACUCACGGAUCUUCUACGUGGCUCACUCGCAUCGUAAAAACAUACAAGCAACAAGUAAAUUAAAUGUUGCAGCAAGACGGCAAAAAGAGUACAAGUCGGCCAAAGUGAUGUCUUUGAUUUCGUUGCUUUUCGUAUUGUUCUGGCUGCCCUAUUUGACUUGCGGUAUACUCAAGAUCUUCAAAUCUCUUACAUGGGAUGUGGUGGAAGUCUCAAAGAGUUUUGCUCUGUGUUUGAGUUUCAGCAACUCCAUGGUAAAUCCAAUUGUGUACUCUCUAUUGAAAACAGACUUCAGGAAGGUUUUUCAAAAUUAUUUUUUUUCACGGUUUCGUUGCUACACAGUAUGUAGAACGGCAAACACUAUAAAUGUGAAUAUAUCGGAAGACAGUAAAACAACUCAGUUUAAUUUGAAGUAAUCGUAGUCUGUAUGUCAAUGAAGAUUACAUAAGAUGAGGUUUUAAAAUUGAAUGUAAUCUAUAUUACUUUGUGAAAUGUGUUGUUUUUAUUAUAAAAUGUUCAAAAUGU
This is a messenger RNA of Gigantopelta aegis, 1791 nucleotides long. RefSeq names its product probable G-protein coupled receptor No9. The coding region runs from base 645 to 1682 and encodes 345 amino acids. The record is from RefSeq and is a predicted model, not a curated record. Gene Ontology annotation, molecular function: G protein-coupled receptor activity. Lineage: Eukaryota; Metazoa; Mollusca; Gastropoda; Neomphalida; Peltospiridae. Gene Ontology annotation, cellular component: membrane. The transcript has a single exon. Gene Ontology annotation, biological process: G protein-coupled receptor signaling pathway.